Molecule: messenger RNA, 777 nt
Organism: Egretta garzetta (little egret)
Lineage: Eukaryota; Metazoa; Chordata; Aves; Pelecaniformes; Ardeidae
Gene: PI15
Product: peptidase inhibitor 15
Exons: 5
Coding region: 1-777 (258 amino acids)
Cellular component (GO): extracellular region
Source: RefSeq, a predicted model, not a curated record
AUGACAGUAAUCGCUGCAGUCAGUUGUGCUUUCUUAUUUUCCAUUCUCUGUGAAACAAGUGCAUUAGUGUUACCCAACUCCACUGACCUACUCCUGUCAAACAACAAUUUCACUGACAUUGAGACGGCUUUGGCAGCUCAUCUGGACUCUGCAAAAAUUCCCAAAGCCAGGCGGAAGCGCUACAUUUCGCAGAAUGACAUGAUUGCCAUUCUUGAUUAUCAUAAUCAAGUCAGAGGCAAAGUCUUCCCACCUGCUUCCAACAUGGAAUAUAUGGUUUGGGAUGAAACUCUUGCCAAAUCUGCAGAGGCGUGGGCUGCUACAUGCAUUUGGGACCAUGGACCUUCCUACUUACUGAGAUUCUUGGGACAGAACCUGUCUGUGAGAACUGGAAGGUACCGAUCUAUUCUCCAGCUGGUAAAGCCGUGGUAUGAUGAGGUGAAGGAUUAUGCUUUCCCUUAUCCUCAGGAUUGCAACCCCAGGUGCCCUAUGCGAUGUUAUGGACCCAUGUGCACCCAUUACACACAGAUGGUUUGGGCCACUUCCAAUCGUAUAGGCUGCGCAAUCCACACAUGCCACAAUAUGAACGUCUGGGGAUCUGUUUGGCGACGAGCUGUUUACUUGGUAUGCAACUAUGCCCCAAAGGGCAAUUGGAUUGGAGAAGCACCAUAUAAAGUAGGAGUCCCAUGUUCAGCUUGUCCUCCAAGCUAUGGAGGUUCCUGUACCGACAAUCUUUGUUUCCCAGGAGUAACAUCAAACUACUUAUACUGGUUUAAAUAA